AUUUUCCACUUUCAUUUUCUACAGAUGAUUUACAAUGCUUUUUUUUAUUCCAGUCGAAUGUUAUUAAAAGGUUGGAAGAAAGAGAAAGAGAAAUCAUGCGGUUAAAGGAAGAGUUGGGAAGGCAAGAAUUGGAGUUGAAUAAUCAAAAGGAUCAAUAUAGCGAUGCACUUAAAGAUUUGUCGCUGGCGACAAAAGCUAAAAAUAAUAUGUGCAUUCAGUUGGUAGAACAAGAGAAAAGAGUGGCCAGAUUAGAGCAAUGUUUAUCCUUACCCGUAGCCACCAGGUUACAGCAAAGACAAGAACUUCAAGUAGUUCGAGAAGCGAUAGAUAGCUUACGUUUGUGUUUUCCUUCCAAUGAUCCGCAUCAGCAUACUUUAGAUACUAUCGAACAAAGUAUUGCCACGUUAUGCGAAAGGGUAAAUGCUAUCGAAGCUUUUAAGUGUGAUACCUCUAGCAUUCCUCCAAUAGAUGAAGCUAGUGGGUUUUCCAGUCCUGCAGAACAAUCAUUCACCGAGAGCACAUGGCACCAACCAGUACCCCAAUUAAGAGCUACGAAUCCUUCUUAUUACAGAAGUCAUAGAGAAUCGAAACAUCCUACAAAAGUUUUAUAUUUUAUGUCUAGAUCGACUACUCCUUUCCAGUGCAGUAUUCAUAAAAGGUUAGGUGAAAUUACUUUAAGGGAUUUUAAAACUCUUUUCGAUCGUCCCGGGCAAUAUCGUUUCCAUUUUAAAUCGUUAGAUCCAAUUUACGGUGCUGUUAAAGAAGAAAUUGUUCAAGAUGAUGAUGUUUUACCAAGUUGGGAUGGAAAAAUUAUAGCUUGGGUUGAAGAAGAAAACGGGUAAAAUAAUAAAUAAAUAAA
This is a messenger RNA of Centruroides sculpturatus (bark scorpion), 859 nucleotides long. Its product is annotated as dixin-like. The transcript has 8 exons. Bases 96 to 842 code for a protein of 248 amino acids. Gene Ontology annotation, biological process: canonical Wnt signaling pathway. The record is from RefSeq and is a predicted model, not a curated record. Gene Ontology annotation, cellular component: cytosol. NCBI's taxonomy places the organism in Eukaryota, Metazoa, Arthropoda, Arachnida, Scorpiones, Buthidae.